AUGUCAAUUACCUGCUAUUAUCAGAACGUUAGAGGUCUAAACUCAAAAACAGCUACUUUUAGGUUAAAUGUCUUAAACUGUAAUUAUGAUAUUAUAAUUUUAUCUGAAACCUGGCUUAACGCUAGUGUCUACAACUCUGAGAUCUUCGAUGACAGAUACAAUGUUUAUCGGCGGGAUCGUUCCUCUUCAACACACUCAAAACAUAAAACAACUGGAGGCGGCGUCCUGAUAGCUGUAUUAAAAACCUUACCAUCACAGAGACUAAACAGUUUUGAAAGUGACUGCGAAGAUCUUUGGGUCUCAAUAAAAACUUCUAGAGGCAGUAAAUCUAUAAAUCUGAACAUUUGUGCUAUCUACAUUUCACCCCCUGUAAAACGAACUAUAUUAGAAACCUUUAUAGACAAAGCAACUGAAUCCUUGGAACAAAUUAUGUUGCAAAAUUGUAAUUCUACUUUCAUUGUAGGCGACUUCAAUCUUGGUGGUAUCAAGUGGUUUUCAGAAUCUAACAAACAUAAGGUGACUAAUAAAGGAAACAACCUCUUUAAAACAUUUAUAGAUUUUACUCACCUUAAUGGACUCAACCAGCUUAAUAAUAUAAGUAAUGUUAAGGGCAAUAUCCUUGAUCUUGUUCUGACCACAGAGACUAACUUGAGUGCUGUCAAUGAAAGUCAAUUUCCACUCAGUAUCAUCGACUCCUAUCAUCCUCCUCUCAUCAUAGAUAUCCCCAUCCCCUCUACUGCAUACACCUCCCCAUAUUAUGCAAAAGCAAAACCGUCAAGCCAAACUUUCGCAAAUGUGACUACACACUUAUUGAAGCAGCUCUUGAUAAUAUUAAAUGGCUCGAUGAAUUCCAUGCAUGCCCUGACGUCAAUAAAAUGA
Molecule: messenger RNA, 879 nt
Organism: Leptosia nina
Lineage: Eukaryota; Metazoa; Arthropoda; Insecta; Lepidoptera; Pieridae
Source: the annotation of a GenBank genome assembly